Molecule: messenger RNA, 1569 nt
Organism: Monopterus albus (swamp eel)
Lineage: Eukaryota; Metazoa; Chordata; Actinopteri; Synbranchiformes; Synbranchidae
Gene: tfam
Product: transcription factor A, mitochondrial
Exons: 7
Coding region: 434-1312 (292 amino acids)
Biological process (GO): regulation of transcription by RNA polymerase II
Source: RefSeq, a predicted model, not a curated record
UUGCAUAAGUAUAAGCGGAAGGCCUUUCUCAUCGAAUAAGAUGGCAACUGUUGCAGCUGCACACGUCUGUUUUGCAACCUUAAUGAAUAAUGUAAUAGCUAAACGCCGCAAACCAGAAGUGGCAUUUAACAACCACGUAUACAACUGAAAACACAUGGACAUCAAGCUUUUUUGAAAAUCAGACACACAGGGUUUAAGCGGAAACGGAAGUAUACGAGAACCCGCUGCCACUUCUGUAGACGUUUUCCCACAAUCCACCUUGACAGGCAGAAGGCGCCUUUUGUAGCUCCUGCAUGUCAACAAGGAGGAGCGGAAGAGACCCAGCUUUAUUUAAAACAUUGACGCAUGAAUACAAUAACACGCUAGCUUUGUAGGACAAUUCGCUUAUUUUUCAUUAAUCUGUUUAACGGCUUUUACGUUAACCUUCCCCGAUAUGGCUCCGUUCAGUUUCAUAAACGCAAGCGUUAGCCUGUUGGCUAAAUCCUUCAGUGUCUUGUCCUGCACAAGCACUCUGGCAAGGUGUACCAGUGCCCUCCCCACUGCGUACGUCAGCCCGGUGAAAUGGCUGACCACACAGGCCUGUGGCCGUCCAAAGAGACCUCUUAAUGCAUACUUGAGAUAUGUCGUGCAACAGAAGCCAAUCAUAAUCGAACAAAACCCAGAAAUCAAACCAGUGGAUGCCAUCAGGAAGAUUGCCCAACAGUGGAGAAUGAUGAGCCCACAACAGAAACAGCCGUUUGAGGAGGCAUCUCUGCAGGCCAUGGAGCAGUUUAAGGUGGACUUCCAGAACUAUCAAACCCAGCUGACCCCAACACAGAUCCAGCAACAGGUCCUGGAGAAGAAGCAGAGAAUGGCCAAAAGGAAGGCCCACCGCAAGAAGAGGGAGUUAACCAGCCUGGGGAAGCCGAAACGUCCUCGUUCUCCCUUCAACAUCUUCAUGUCAGAGCACUUUGAAGAGGCCAGAGGAGCCACCACACAGGCAAAGAUGAAGUCACUGUUGGAGGAUUGGAGGAAUCUGUUCAACCAUCAAAAAAAGGUCUACGCACAGUUGGCUGAGGAUGAUAAAAUUCGCUACAAGAAUGAGAUGACGUCGUGGGAGGACCACAUGGUGGAGAUUGGAAGAGCAGACCUGGUUCGAGAGCAAACCCUGUCUUUCAAGAAAAAACAUGCUGCUGCAGCCAAGAGAGAAAGAAAGGCUAAGGCUAAAGCGGCAAAGGACGACGCUGCCACAGGAAACAUGACAAUAAAAACAACCAGGAAGACAGUAAAAAGUAGCCCCACAAAAACUGUCAGCACCACUAAUAAGACAUAAGAUGUUUGUAUCUACUGACUCUGGAGGAAGAAAGGUGUGUUCAAGGACAACUGAAGACAGGAGUGCUGAUAACCCAGGGCUGCGCCCUGCUUGUUUCUUUCGCCACUAACUUGAACGUGGCAAACCUCCUAGUUGCUGGUAAUGCUUCUUCAACAGGGCAAACCUUUUAUCAUGCUUAGACAGGUCAAGAUAAUUUCACAGCACCCCAGUAAUGCCUGUUUAGUGGAAGUGACACCAAAUAAACCCUGAAAACAUGA